GUAAUUUUGAACAAGCAAACGAGGAACUGAGGGCAAUUAUCAAGAAGAUCUGGAAGCGCACCAGUAUGAAACUUCUGGACCAAGUCAUCCCACCUAUAGGAGAUGAUGAGGUGACAGUGGGAAAGUUCUACGCCACCUUCCUGAUCCAGGAUUAUUUCAGGAAAAUGAAGAAGAGACAGGAAGAGUACUAUGGGUGCCAGCCCACCAAGAAAAGUGCUUCUUCUGGGAUACAGGCAGGGUUGAGGAACAUAGAGGAGGAGGCGGCUCCAGAGCUCCAUCGGGCCAUCUCUGGAGACCUUGUGACUGAAGAGGAGAUGGAGGGGGCUGCUGACGAAGAGGGCAUAUUCAGGAGACAUGGAAGUCUUUUUGGAACCUCAGACCCUUUCUCUGCAGAGAGCGAGGCAGCCAAUGGCAGCCAGGCCACCAGCCAGCGGCCCCUGCAGAGGGCAGGGUUCAACAACAGUUUGAACAUCACCAACGGCAACACAAGUCCCAGCCUUUAUUAACAUUAGAUUAAAGAUUUGUUUUUGGAUCCUUGAUCUUGGUCUGAGCGCUUCAGAGCCGUGGUGUCGGCAAAAUGGAGCGGCAGGAGCUUCUCACCGGAUGCAAAGGAGUGAUGCAAGGAGCUGCCAGGCUUAGAACCAAGAAAGCUCCAGAGCUGACCGUUACCUUGUCAUGCCGCACAACCCCGCCUGUUACAGAAAAAGCGUUCCUUGUCUUUUGAAAAUCACCAGCAUGGUGUAACUGCAAACACAACAUUCACAUAUCACUUACACACUUCCAGCCAUACACAUCGAGCACAGGAUCUCUCUCCUGCAGGAAGUAUCAGUUCUAACCUUUUGUGUGCA
Notothenia coriiceps (black rockcod) is the source of this 848-nucleotide messenger RNA. Its product is annotated as voltage-dependent L-type calcium channel subunit alpha-1S-like. Gene Ontology annotation, cellular component: voltage-gated calcium channel complex. The transcript has 5 exons. Gene Ontology annotation, molecular function: high voltage-gated calcium channel activity. The record is from RefSeq and is a predicted model, not a curated record. The annotation marks the transcript as partial. Gene Ontology annotation, biological process: calcium ion import across plasma membrane. NCBI's taxonomy places the organism in Eukaryota, Metazoa, Chordata, Actinopteri, Perciformes, Nototheniidae.